Auanema sp. JU1783 is the source of this 4893-nucleotide messenger RNA. Lineage: Eukaryota; Metazoa; Nematoda; Chromadorea; Rhabditida; Rhabditidae. The record is from the annotation of a GenBank genome assembly.
AUGGCUCGGACAGGGAAUAAAAACAUUGUCUUUGGACUUCUUCUUGUUACUUUUGUUCUAAUCAGUGUUUCGCUCUAUGCAAAUCUUGAUUCCGGAUCUCGAAAUGAAGCUAUUAGUCGCACGGGUGAAUUAAAAGCUCUUAAGCAACAAGUUGAAGAAAUGAAUAAACAACUUCUUGAGAAUCGGGAAGCGAUGAAAAAGAUGGAAGAGGAGUUAGAACAGGCGGAAAAGAUGAGUAAACGGAAAAAAAUAGAAAAUGAAAACAUAGUUUAUGACCAAAAAGCAGAAGCAGAAGCUGAAUUAGUUAAAAACGUUGACCAACUUGAAGGCGACGCUGAUCAUAAAGCUGUAGAAGAUGAGCAUGAUGGUAAACAAGUUGUACCUGAGCCAGUUUUCCGUAACAAAGUUGCUGUGGUUCAUAAUAGUCGGUUAACUUCAAAUAAGGAUGUCUGCCGCUUAGCUUCAAACUUCUCCCAUACAGAAUCAGAUUUACAAAUGCUGGAUAUCUAUGACAUUCUUCCUUUUGAUAAUCCUGAUGGAGGUGUUUGGAAACAAGGAUGGGAAGUGAAAUAUACCCGUGAAGAAGAAGAAAAUAACCAUUUGAGAGUAAUUGUCAUUCCUCACUCUCACUGUGAUCCAGGGUGGAUCAAAACUUUUGAGCAGUAUUAUUCUGAUCAAACAAGAGAAAUACUCUCGGCCAUGGCGAGACAUUUGAAAGAUAAGCCGGAUAUGAAGUUCAUUUAUGCGGAGAUGUCAUUCUUCGAACUAUGGUGGAGAGAACAGACUCCGGAGGUCAGAGACUCUGUGAAAAAGUUUUUGAAAGAGGGGCAGCUCGAAAUUGUUACUGGAGGAUGGGUUAUGACUGAUGAAGCUAAUGCACAUUACUUCUCCAUUGUGACUGAGCUGUUUGAAGGACACGAGUGGUUGAAAAAUCAUGCAGAUUUUGUCCCGAAUUCCCAUUGGUCUAUCGAUCCCUUCGGAUUGUCUCCAACGUUACCGUUCCUUCUCUCCGCUGCAAACAUUACAAACGCUGCCAUUCAGAGAGUUCAUUAUUCUGUUAAGAAACAUUUAGCAAAAAAUAAGCAACUCGAAUUCAUGUGGAGACAACUCUGGGGAGGAAAGAAAGAUGUCAGAACGCAUAUGUUCCCCUUUUAUUCCUAUGAUAUUCCACACACCUGUGGACCUGAGCCUCGAAUCUGUUGUCAGUUUGAUUUCAACCGUUUACCUGGUGGAGGACAUAGUUGUCCCUGGAAUGUUCCUCCACAACGUAUUAACGAUAAUAAUGUCGAGGAAAGAGCUUUCAUGUUAUAUGACCAAUAUAGAAAGAAGAGUCAGCUCUAUAAAACAAAUGUUCUUCUUAUUCCGCUCGGAGAUGAUUUCAGAUAUGCAUCCGAUUUCGAAUGGAAUGAGCAACAUGAUAAUUAUAAAAAACUGAUGGCUCACAUGAAUUCCAAAGCAAAAUGGAACGUCAAGGCCUCGUUUGGAACAUUAUCCGAUUACUUCAAAGCUCUGUCUGAAGAGUUAGAGAAAGAGGAAAGCAAGCUGCCCACUCUUACUGGAGACUUCUUCACUUACGCUGAUAGAGAUGAUCACUAUUGGAGUGGAUACUUCACGUCUAGGCCUUUCUACAAGCAGAUGGAUCGUGUUCUUCAGCAUUAUGUUCGAUCUGCUGAUAUUGCUUACACGCUAUCACAGUUGAAUGGUUUCGAUACUAAUGAAGUUUUUGAUGAUUUGGUUAGAGCUCGAAGAGCUCUUUCGCUGUUCCAACAUCACGAUGGAGUUACUGGCACAGCAAAGGAUGCUGUAGUAAUUGAUUAUGGACAAAGAAUGCUAGAUGCUCUUUACUUCUGUGAGAAGGCUUUGUCAAAAAGUUUAGGUCAACAGUUAGGCAUCUCAUCCGAUCUGAAAAUGCAUGAAAUUCGAGAUGAGCAGGAUGCAUUACCCAACAAACGUGUAUUCGUGAACGGAGAUGCUCUUGUUGUGUUCAACUCGCUUGGUAGAACACGCAACACCCCGAUAUGCAUAACAGUAUCCAACAACAACCUUGUGAUUGAUGGCGUGAAGACUAAUGAUCAACAAAUCGCUCCAGCUUUCAAGCUUUCCGAAAACAAGUUAGUAACUAUUCCGGAUAAUUUCGAGCUUUGUUUCGUACAUCCGAUAAAACCACUGUCUUCUCAAGUGUUCAGAGUUGUUCAAGGAGAUACAUCUACCAAGAGUAAAGUAUCAUCCAACGUUGAGACAAUACAUCCCGAUUUUUCUACUGAGUUGUUGAACGGAGAUAUAGUUUUGAAGAACGAUUUAUUAGAAGCAAUUUUUGAUGGUUCCACAGGAUAUAUUAAGAGUGUCACUCCUCAAGGCAGCUCUGUUGUUAACGUCGACAUGAAAUUCAUGCACUAUGGUGCACGUCCUCAUAAGCGAAUGAAUAAUGGCGGAGGUGAUGAUCUCUCCGGCGCAUAUCUAUUUUUGCCUGAUGGGGAAGCUAACGAGAUAAGCAGUGCUAACAAUGAAGUUGUGGCCUUGUCCGGUCCUGUGUUCAGUAAAGUCAUCAUAGCCGGUCCAGGUGAUGCACAAGUUCACCAGGUUUCCACAUUAUUCCGAGGAUCCCCCAGCAUAGAUUAUGCAACUGAAGUGGAUAUUAGAUCUCAAUCUAAUUACGAGUUAGCUAUGCGUUUCAUCAGUUCUGUUAAUAGCGGAGAUGAUCUCUACACAGAUCUAAACGGGCUACAGCUUAUCCGCCGCAAACGUAUGCUAUCCAAACUUCCUUUGCAAGCCCAUUACUAUCCAAUGCCUGGCAGUGCGUUCAUAGAGGAUUCGUCGACAAGAUUGUCUCUUUUGGGUGCUCAAGCCUUAGGUGUUGCAAGCUUGAAAUCGGGUCAUAUGGAAGUGAUGUUGGAUCGUAGGCUCAAUCAAGAUGAUGGCAGAGGACUUUUCCAGGGAGUGCUGGACAACAAAAGAACAUUAUCGAGAUUCCGAUUAUUGGUCGAGCCUUUAUCUAAGUCAAAUGAAGAUGUUAACGCGAGAGUUGGCUUCCUUUCUUCUUCCGCUCAUAUGGAAUCACAGGAGAUUCACUAUCCAUGGAUUCGUAUGAUGGGGAAAGACGUCUUAACGGCUCCAUCGUUCGUAGGACUGAAGGAUGAACUUAACUGUGAUGUUCAUAUUGUUGCUUUGAGAACAAGCGCGCAACCUGUUGAUUAUGAAAAUAAGCCUAAAGUAUCAUCCAAAAAUGAGGCAGCUCUCAUAGUGUUCCGUCCUAUGGUUGAUUGUAGAAGCAACUUACAGAUUCCCUCUUCCUGUGCAUCGAAAUCCCAUUCAAUUGAGUUCAAAAGUCUACUGUCUAACAUCAAAAACGCUCAAUCUUCGUCAUUAACUAUGCUUUAUGAAGGCGAAACCUUGACAAAUUUGGAAACUCAGCCUCAAGAAAUGAAUACGAUUAAACUUAUGUGUUCAGUUCUAACCUUACUUCUACAAACAAUGCAUGCUACAGACUUCAGACGACGAUCUAGCGUUACUGCGCCCCUCAUGUCCGGAGGGAACGGGACAAAGAUCUUGAUCGAUCAGUCGAAAAAGGAAACCUUCACUAUUCAUAACUCACUAAGAAACAUAAAUAGAAGGUUACGCAGCUCAUGGACGGUAGAAAUAAAUCAGGAGGAAAUAACAAUCGGUAGCCUAGAGAAUGUUCGUUUACUAAUUAUACCUCAUCCUAAAGCCAAGUUCAACAUAACAGAGAUUGAAGCUAUUCGGAAGUAUAUCAGUUCAGGAGGGAGCUUGUUUGUGUUGAUGUCAGAAGGAGGCGAACAAGGCUCAGAUACAAACAUAAAUUUUUUGUUGGAGGAAUAUGGAAUUUUCGUGAAUAGCGAUUCUGUCAUUCGGACAAUUUUUUUCAAGUAUUUCGAUCCCAAAGAAGCAAUGAUAUCAAAUGGAAUUAUAAAUCGAGCAAUUGGUGAAGCAGCUAAAAAGACGGUUACCAAUGACCAAAAUAAUAAUUCUCAAUCUCUAACUUUUGUAUAUCCUUUCGGAGCCACAAUAUCCGUGAACAGAUUAUCUACCGCUAUCCUUUCGUCUGGCAGUACAUCGUUUCCUAUUUCCCGUCCAAUAUGUGCCACACAUCAAACCGAAAAUGGAGGAGGAAGAAUUGUAGUUUGUGGUUCAGUACACAUGUUUACAGACCAAUAUAUUGAAAAAGAAGAAAAUGGAAAAAUCUUUGAUGUUCUAAUGGAGUAUUUGGUGAAUGGCUUGGAGUUGAACAAGAUUGAUGCAUCCGAUCCUGAAUUGAGCGAUUAUCACACAAUACCAGAUCACGUUUAUCUAUCGCAACAGUUGAAGGUCUGCAUGCAAGAAGGAGAUUUUGAUAAUACUCUGGGAUUGGACUUCAUGAAGAUUUUCGACAACUCGUUAGCUAGUUUCGAUUUGUCUGUUUGGCCGAAAGUCCUAAGAGCUUAUGAGCAACUUAAUGUGAAAGCGGAACCUCUUACUUUAAUUGUUCCUCAAUUUGAGGUGCCUUUACCACCAUUAGAUCCAGCGGUUUUUCCACCAAAUUUUCGAGAGUUGCCACCUCCUAAGUUGGAACUUUUCGAUUUAGAUGAAAUGUUCAGCAGUCAAGAAGUUAGGCUAGCUCAAUUGACAAACAAAUGCGAUGAAGAUGACCUGGAUUAUUAUAUUCGAGAAGUAGGAGAAGUCUUAGGAAUAACAGCAUCAUUGGCUUCUGAAGAUAAAGGAGCCAAAAAGAUUAUGGAGCAUGUAUUAUUACAGCUUGUUGAAUAUAAGAAACAGAACAAUAACGAUAAUGAUGGAGCUCUAUAUGAUUUCACUGCUGCUAAUGAUCUAAUUAAUAAUGCAGAUUUCGACUUACAUGAUCAGUUUUCCGAUAUUGAUGAGUACGAUGAUUUGGAAUAA